AUGCUUUCUCUCCAUCGCUCCUCUCUUCAGUCCAGAGUCCUGAACAGCAGCAGCAGUCCAUCUCUGUGUGUCUCCUCAGACAGCGUCCUCAGUCUGGACCUGUCCUCGCUGCUGUCUGUCCUGUCUCAGACGGAGAGCGCCCUGCAGUGGAGACAUGAGGAACUGCAGCGGGCGGAGCUGUCCCAGCGGCGGGUCAGUGAGGAGAAAACAGCUCUGCAGCUGCGACUGAAACAGCUGGAGGACGACAACCAGCAGCUGCAAACACACACACAGCACACGCAGCUGGAGCUCACACACACUCUGGACAUACUGAGCAGGGAACAGGAGGCGUCGUCUUCCCUGCGUCUGCAGGUGGAGGAGGUGCAGCGGAGGGAGGAGGCGGUGAAGAGAGAGAACAACAGACUGAGGAGGGAGAGAGACAAACAGGAGGAGAGAAACAGACAGCUGGAGACGGAGACACAGAGACGAGUCGAGACUGAGCUGCUGGAGAACAUCCACCUGACGGAGAGGGAGAGUCUCCAGCGGAUGGAGGUCCACACUCUGAGGGGGGCAUUGGAGAGAGAGCAGCUGGACAAACAGAGAGCAGAAGACGAGGCUGCUGAUGCCAGAGACGCCCUGCAGCAGUCCAGGGAGUGUGUGCUGCGUCUCUCGUCCUCCGAAUGUGUGUUGAAGCGGGAAGUGGGCGAGGGACGGGACGCUCUGGACAAGAUGGCCGCCCUGAACUCGGCUUUGGCGUCAGACAAGAGAGAGCUGAACAAACAGCUGCUGCAGCUGGAAGGUGAGCUGUCAGACAGCCAAUCACAGCUGCAGGCCCUGAGGUCAGAGGUCAGCUCUCUUCAGAGAGAGGUCCAGACGCGGGACACGGACUGCAGCCGGCUCAGAGCUGAGACGGAGCUGCAGGCCGACGCCAUCCACCUGCUGAGAGAGACGGAGACGGAGAUGAAGAGAGUGAUGGAGGAGAAGGACAGAGACUUGGUCUUCCUGGUGGAGGAGAGAGAGAGGGAUGAACGACAGCGGGACGAGCUGUCCUCCCAGCAUGCCGCGACGUGCGGGGAGCUGAAGGAGCUGCGGGAGCAGCUUCGGCAGAUGGGCGAGGAGCUGAGGAGGAGAGACAGGCAGCAGGAGGAGCAGCAGAGAGAGAGCAGGAGGCUGCAGGAGGAGCAGGACAGCCUGCAGAGACACCGGAGACAGCUGGAGGACGAGCUGCAGGAGCUCAGGUCUCUGUCGGUGUCUGUCCACCAGCAGCUCAGUCAGCAGCAGAAGCAGCUGUCACAGUCAGAGGUGGACACAUGUCAGCUGAACACACACGUCCACGCUCUGCAGCAGGCCAAACACACCUUACAGGGAGAGAUCGAGUGUCUGAGAGGAGAGCUGGAGCACGAGACCACCAGGAGACAGAGGAGCGAGGAGGAGAGGGAGGCGCUGAAAGAGGAAAUGGAGAGGCUGGCAGGCAAGGUGGAGGAGCUGAGGAGACGGGAAGAGGAGGACGAGGAGAGAAGGACGGAGAGAGAGGCCUGGCAAAGGGAGAGGGAGGCUCUCAGCGAGGAGCUGGGGACGAGGGACGGAGAGGUGGAGGCGCUGAGAAGGCGCCUGGAGGGACUGAUCGAAGAAAAGGAGGAGAGACAUAGGGAGGUGGAGAGACUGAGGGAGGAGGUGACAGAAAGAGGAGAGCAAAUCAGCCACAUGAUGGACAGAAUACAGAGAGUGGAAGGAGAGAGGGAGAAACUGGAGGAGGAGGCGAAGAGGACGAAGGUCAUGUUGAGAGAGAAGGAGGAGAGGAGGAGGGAGGACGAGACGCAGAGGGAUGGAGAGAUCGAAGCGCUCUGUGACCGCAUGGAGAGAUUAGAAAAAGAGAAGGAGGAGAGGAAGGAGGAGGUGGAGAGGUGGAAGACGAGGGUGGAAGAGGUGGAGGAGGAGGUAAACAGACUGAGAAAAGAAAACUCCCAACUACAGGAGGACAGAGAGGAAGAGAAGAGAAAGGAGAGACUGCAAAAUGAAGGAGAGGAGAAGAGGAGGGAGGAGGAGCUGGAAAGAUUGAGGGGUGAGGUGAGGACAGCAGGGGAGGAGGCGGAGAGAUUGAGGGGUAGAGUGAAGGAGGUGGAGAGGGAGAGAGAGGAGGAGAAGAGAAAGAAGGAGGGACUGCAAGACGAAAAGGAGGAGGUUGUAGGGGGACUGUUGGAGAGACUGAAGGAGAAGGUGGGGGAGGUGGAGCUGCUGAGGGUGAAGCUAAAUGUGGCAAAGGAGGAGUGUGAGGAGAUGAAACAGGAGGUGGAGCGGAAGGAGUGUAGCCUUGAACGUCAGAUGAGUGCCGUGAGGGAGAGGGAGGAGGUGGUGGAGGAGCUGAAGCAGCGACUGAAGUUGGUGGAGGAGCGGGAGGAGGAGGGAGCGAGGGAGCACCAGGAGGUGAAGCAGGAACUGAAGCAGAAGGAGGUGAGAGAGGAGCAGCUGGAGAUGCUGCUGAGAGAAACCAGGGCUCUCCUGGAGAAAGAGAGGAGGGAGGAAGGAGAGAAGGAUGACAGGAUCUCCUCCCAGGCCAAGGAGCUGCAGGAGGCUCAGGCUGAGAGCGAGAGAGCGAGGAGGAGAGCCAGACAGAAUGAGGAGAUCCACAACAGGUUAGAGGAGGAGGUGAAGGAGUGGCAGGAGAAGGCAGAGAGGAGCACAAAGGAGUCGGCAAAGCUCAGCCAUUUCCUGAAGGAACUACAGGAGGAGGCGCAGCAGCUAAGGGCCGCGCUGGAGGAGAGGGAGGAGGAGGAGGGGAGAGAGAAAGAGGGCCUGAGGAGAAUGGAGGAGGAAAGGAGGAGGCUGGACAUCAAGCUAAUGGAGGUGGAGGAAGACAAGAAGAGGCUGGAGGAGAAACUGAGGGAGGCUGUGGAGGAACGAGAGGAAGAGAGAGAGGCACUGAGGAGAGCCAGGGAGGAGAGGAGGAGGUUUGAAGACAGUUGGGAGGAGGUGAAAAAUGAAGUGAAGGAGAAAAGAGAGGAGUUGAGGAGGACAGAGGAGGACAAGAGGAGGCUGGAAAACAGAUUAAAGGUGAUGCAGGAGGGGAGAGAGAGUGAGGAGGAGGCACUGAGGAGGGUGAGGGAGGAGAAGAGGAGGCUGGAGGAUAAGCUGAGAGAGAGGGAGAAAGAAAUGGAGAGACAGAGGGAGGUGCUGAGGAGUAAAGAGGAGGAGAGUAGGAGGCUAGCAGAUGAACUGAAGAAUUCCAAAGAACAGCGAGGGAGAUUAAUAGAUACUGAGAGAGAGCAGCGCCUCCUCGAGGAGGAGAGAGGGAGGUCUGUGGUGAGAGUGCUGGAGGAGGAGAAGGCAGGACUGUUGGUGGAGCUGACGAGGAGAGAGAGGGAGGUGGUAACUCUGAGAGAGGAGGUACAGAGGGACAUGGAGAGGGCACAGGAGGAGCUGAGGAGGGGCAGAGAGGAGGUGUCUGUACUUAGAGAUGAAAUAACAAGGGAACACAGGGAGAAGGAGGAGACACAGGAGAACCUGAGGAGGACUGAGAAGGAGGUGGCAGCUCUCAGCGAAGCAGUGAAAAUGGAACAAAGGGAGAAGGAGCAGAUACAGCAGGAGAUGACAGUCCUCAAGGGGGAGCUCCAGAAGGAGCAAAGGAGGAGGGAGGAGACCCAUGAGAAGUGGAGGCAGGGGGAGGAACUAAGGAGGAGUGAGAGGGAGGUGUCUGCACUUAGAGAGGAGAUACAAGAGGAACAAAGAAAGAAGAAGGAUGUGCAGCAGGAGCUCAUGAAGAAGAGUGAAGAAGUGACUGCUCUCAGAGAGGAGGUGCAGAGGGAGUGGAGCCAGAGGGAGGAGGCACAGGAGGAGCUGAGGAGGACCAAGAAUGAGUUGACAGUCAUCGCGGAGGAGACGCACAAGGAACAAAGGGAGAAGGAGCAAACUCAGGAGAUGCUGCUGAAGACACAGAAGGAGGUGAUAGCUCUGGGACAGGAGGCGCAGACGGAGCGGAGGAGGAGGGAGGAGGUGCAGGAGGAGCUGAGAGGAGCGCAGCAGAGCGUGGAGGUGAUGGCGGUGAACCUGAGCUCCCUGCAGAGUCAGGUGUCUGAUCUCAGUCAGAGCAGGGAGCGAGCGAGGCAGGAGGUGAAGGAGGAGGAGAAGCAGCAGAUGAAGGAGGGGCUGAGGGCUGCGCUGGAGGAGAUGGCCACGCUGAAACUCCUCCUGCAGGAGAGCCAUGCAGAGGGGGAGCGUCUGAGGAGCGCCCUGAAGGAGGAGAAGAAGGGGGAGAGGAUCAGAGAGGAGAACCUGAGGACUGUCAGGGAGGAGGUGUGGGAGAAGGAAAGAGGAGAGGUGGAGGAGCUGAGAGCAAGAGCCAAGGCCCUAGAGAGGAGGAGGAGGGAGGUGAUGGAGGAUCUUGAGGAGGCUCGACGAGCUAAUGAGAAGGCAGAGGAGGAGAGGAGGGAGGUGGAGGAGCGGUGGAAGAGCAGAGUGGGAAAGAUGGAGGAGGACCAGGAGCUGAAGCUGAAGGCUCUGCGGAGACAAAUCCAGAUGCUGAAGGAGAGACUGGAGGAGGUAGAGCAGGAGUGGAGGUUCAGGGUGGAGGAGAGAGAGAGGGAGGUGAAGGAGGCAAGGAUGGAGUCGCAGGAGAGCCGGGCUGAGCUGAGCCAGGUCAGAGCCACGGCGGCCAUGUUGGAGGAGCAGAAAGCACAGAUCUCCUCACUGGCUGCUGAGAGAGCAAGGGAAGCUGAGAGACUGAGAGAGAGGGAGGAGGAGGUGGAGGAGAGAGAGGAGACGGACAAAUGGAGGGGGAGGAGGACGAGAAGGAGGAAAGACCAAGAGACAGAAGAGGUGUACCGUCUGACUCAGAGGACAGAGGAGCUGGAGGAGGACAGGGAUCGAGUCCGCUCGGCUCUGGAGCGAACCGAGGCGGUUAUGAUUGGCUACAGGGAGAGAGCCCACAAACAGGCGCAGAGCCCGGGGGCAGGGUUUAACCUAGACGAGCAGGGUGUGGGGGACAGACUGGUGGUCCUGCAGCGUCUGGUGGCUGAACUGGAGCUGGAACAGAAACGUCUCAACAAGAAGAACUGUCAUCUGGAAACUCAGAAAGACAAGCUGAAGAAAGACAGAAACACACUGAGAGACACUCUGAGACAGGUGGAGGAGGAGCGUUCGAGGCUCAGGCAGCAGCUGAUUGACAGCUGCAGACCUCAGGAGUCUACGGACACCACAGAAGAAGAGCGCCUGAGGAGCCAAGUGAGGGAGCUGGAGGACCAGGUGAGUCAGCUCCGUCUCUCAUUGGCUGUGGAUCAGCAGCAGAGGGCGGAGUUUAUCCAGCAGUCCUCCAGAAACAGCCAGUGGCUGCUGUCUCUGAGACACGACCUCAGUGAUUCGCUGGCCACUGUCACACGCCGUCCGAUCCCAUCCGUCCUUGAGUCUGAGACACAGCGACUGGACCGCAGCCUGAGGGAGGAGGAGCUUAAGAUGUCCCUCAGCCAAUCAUAACGCCUGAAAAAUAAAAACUCUUGACCGAAGCUUCUGACCAAAAACUUUAAACCUACACACGCUCAAAGACAAUCUGCUGUCGCGUUGCUAUGGAAACAGUUGUUUUUUUUUAAAGGACAUUAAACCGUAUAAAGUUUAGAGCUGUCCGAUUGGCUGUUUGCACCGGUCGUCCUCUCUGUUCGGCCUGACCUCCCUCAGACGUGACGUUUGUUCUGUGAACAGACAGACCAGUUAACUGUGGAACGUCAGAACCAGUCAGGCCAGUUAUUUAUGUCAUGUACCAGUUUACUGGGUUGUUCGUUUUGUGUUUAUAUUUUAAUUCUGUUUCCUUUUGUCAGUUUGAAUAAUAAGUCAAACCCCCAACCCAUGGCACACUACAUUUCCCAUGAUUCUUCAGUCUGAGCUGUGAGUCUGAAGGUCAGAGGUCAACUGUUUGUGUAAAGUUCAUUAAAGUUUUUACA
Toxotes jaculatrix (banded archerfish) is the source of this 5906-nucleotide messenger RNA. Its product is annotated as trichohyalin-like. The transcript is spliced from 18 exons. The record is from RefSeq and is a predicted model, not a curated record. Bases 1 to 5445 code for a protein of 1814 amino acids. NCBI's taxonomy places the organism in Eukaryota, Metazoa, Chordata, Actinopteri, Toxotidae.